Molecule: messenger RNA, 2214 nt
Organism: Corvus hawaiiensis (hawaiian crow)
Lineage: Eukaryota; Metazoa; Chordata; Aves; Passeriformes; Corvidae
Gene: NCBP2
Product: nuclear cap binding protein subunit 2
Exons: 4
Coding region: 122-595 (157 amino acids)
Biological process (GO): mRNA cis splicing, via spliceosome
Cellular component (GO): nuclear cap binding complex
Molecular function (GO): RNA cap binding
Source: RefSeq, a predicted model, not a curated record
GGGGCGCGGGAGGGCGCCAAGGGGCGGCCGGGCUGCGUGGUGUCGGUCGGUCCUGGGCUGGGUAGGACCCGGCCGGGCCUGCUGGGUUGGGCUGGCCUCGGCCGGAUCGGGCGGCGCCGCCAUGAGCUCCGGCGGAACGCUGAGCAUCCUGCGCAGCGACUCCUACGCCGAGCUCAGCCAGUACCGAGACCAGCACUUCCGGGGGACGCGGUACGACCAGGAGCGCCUCCUGAGGAAGAGCUGCACGCUUUACGUGGGGAACCUGUCCUUCUACACCACCGAGGAGCAGAUCCACGAGCUCUUCGGGAAAAGCGGCGACAUCAAGAAGGUCAUCAUGGGGCUGGACAAAGUGAAGAAAACCGCCUGCGGCUUCUGCUUCGUGGAGUAUUAUGCUAGAGGAGAUGCUGAAAAUGCAAUGAGAUACAUAAACGGGACCAGACUUGACGACAGGAUCAUAAGGACAGACUGGGAUGCAGGAUUUAAGGAGGGUAGGCAGUAUGGCCGUGGAAGAUCAGGGGGACAGGUCCGAGAUGAGUAUCGGCAAGACUAUGAUGCUGGAAGAGGUGGCUAUGGCAAAACUGUUCAGUGCCAGUGACUCCUCAGCCUCACAAGAGAACCAAAUCUGCAUUGUGAAUGUCCCCAGGCACAAAGUAGGUCUGUGGCACAUGUAUUCACAGAAACUCCUAUUCAUGUUUCUGUGAGCACAUCCUAUGUUCAAUACCUGUUCUGUUUUAAUACCAGGGUCCAAAGCGUUGCAGAGGACCUGGGAGCAAGGCUUUAAGCAUUAGAAUGCCUGGGGCUUUGGUCUCGACAUGCUGCUGUAACUUACUGAAAGGAACAAAGAUGUAACGUUAUGGUGCUUUUUUCUUCUCUGGCAAAACUUGAUUAUUCUGCCACUGGGUUUUGUUUACAUUGGUAUCACAGGGUGGAGAGCAAUGAUAAAGGAUGAUUGGUGGAUGUUUCACAGAUGAAAGAAAAGGCAAAGAGCCUGAAAAGGAAGUGGAAUUUCUAACGAAAUUUUUCAAUUUCUAGGGAAGACUUUAGUUGCAGAUUUUCUGGGGCUACUGGUUUAGUAUCCUUUUUCACUGGUGCUGUUCCUAGAACAUUAAAUGAACAGACAUAAUAAAACAAAUCAGAUUGAGUUCAGGACUCACAAAGUAAGAAGAGAGCAGGAAACACACCUCUGCAGUCUUCUCCAAAGUAUAAUUGUGAUUGCAUGACAGAAAACAGCAAAUACAAGAAUUACAGUAGCUGUUAUUUCACAGUUUGAGUAUUAGUAUUUUGCCCUGUCUGGUAGCUCUCUACAGCCUUAAUGUUUGAGGGUAAUAUCUUCCCUGUGCCUGUAAGGGGUGCAUGAAGCCAAAUCACCCCCAAAAUGGGGUGUUUGAGGACCUGGGGUUAUAAUGAGAAAGUUUCUUCCCAAAAUAGGUUUUCUAUUUGAGAAACUUGAUUUCAGACAAAUUAAAAAUAGUAACAAAAGAGUUUUGGGAGGAGCCCAAAACUUUCUACUGAGCAUGUGAUAAGAAUGGCAAAAAAAAAAUUUCAGGAUUGUGUAGCUUGUUGGGUUUUGGUUUUUUAUUUCCCCACUGGAUCCUGUUCAUAGUGCUUAUUGAUAUGUUGGAAUUUUGGUGUACUGCAGACAUAAGUUUAAAAAAUGUGAUCCCAAGAUCAAUGAAAUUGACCUGCUGAAAUGAAAUCGUUUAAAAGGAACUGUUACAGGGCUUUGGAAUUUCUUCAUGGACUUCUGAGUUCCAUGUGAAUGGCCAUUCAUAAAGGUUUGUCCAAAUACCUUGUUGUCCAUGACUCCUUAGAAACUUUUAAGGGUAUGUGGAAGUUGACUUUUACUCACUGAAGGUAUUUAGGAAAUCUUGAUGUGUUUCUUGUGUACAGUUAGUCACAACUGUUACUUUAGGUUGCAAAACCAGAUUGAACAACUGCUUACUUAGGAAAUGUGGUUUUGGGUGGGCUUUGAGGUUUUUUGGCAUGUACAGUAAAGCUAGAUUUUUGGGAUCACUUAGCACUGGUCUGCAAACAAGACUUGGAACAAAGUUAUCUUUUCCAAUACAAUACAUUUUAUUCUGAGUUUACAGCCUGUAAUCUGCUCUAGAACAUUGCUGAAGUUUUAUUUUUCAUUGUAUCAACUUUGUAUAAAAAAUGUGUUGCCAAAAACUCUAAAGUCACUUUCUUUUAAAUAAAGCUGCAACAUUAAAAUGG